AUGAAGAUCGGUUUCUGGAAUGUGAGGGGCUUUAACCGGCCCCUCAAACACAAUGGGGUCGCCCACCUCAUUAACAAUAACCGGCUUUGUCUCUUGGGCAUUUUAGAGACAAAGCUUACAGCUUCAUCUAUCCAGAAGAUUCUCAGUCGCUCACUUCCGGGGUGGUGCCAAGCCAAAACCUUUGACACCAUCGCCGGCGGACGUAUCCUUGUGGUUUGUGAUCCGGCAAUCAUUGACAUACAUCCGGUGGAUAUUUCGCCCCAACUUGGAGUGGCCCCAACUUGGUAUGAGCUUAAGGAUUUUGUGGACUGCUGUACAACGCUUGGAUUACAUGACGUUCCCACUACCGGCUGCUACUACACUUGGUAUUCCAACAAUGAAAGCAACCCCGUAUGGUGCAAGCUCGACCAGGUCCUUUACAACAAUGAAUGGCUUGAGGGCGGUUUGCAUUGCAGUGCCCAUUUCAAUCCAUCGGGAUGCCUCUCCGACCAUUCUCUGGGUAUUAUUUCUAUUUUUGAUCCUGCACCAACUAAGCCAAAACCGUUUCGCUUUUUCAAUAUGUGGGCAGAUCAUCCGGAUUUCCUAGCUACUGUCGAAGCUAGAUGGAAUUUGAGCGUGGAUGGAACGUCGCAAUUUAGCCUUUGCAAGAGAUUGAAAGCACUCAAAGGCGCGCGUAAGGCUUUCAACACGCAACACUACAGCCACAUCUCCUUUAGGGUGAAAGAGGCUGAACUUACCCUGCAAGUUGCCCAGAAUCAACUUGAAUCCAAUUCGGGAGAUGUGGCGCUACGGGACUCUUUGGGUGCUCCUAGGAAGAAGGCCGAUUUCCUUGCCGAGGCCGAACGACAUUUCUUCUACCAGAAGGCCAAGAUCCACCAUCUUAAAGAGGGGGACCGCAACACCAAAUUCUUCCACAACAUGGUGAUGAGGAAUGUCGCUAGGAAUUCCAUCGGAGCAGUCAUUAGAGCGGAUGAGACUGUUAUCACUACCGCCGAGGAUAUUUCCCAAGAGUUCGUUGACUACUACACAUCACUCUUGGGCACCGAGGCUCAAAUCCUCCCUGUCGAUGAUGGUGUGUUUGAAUGGGGCCCCAUACUCUCUCCCGAGCAGACCGCGGACCUUUGUCGGGCAGUCACACCGUUGGAGGUCAAGGAGGCCAUCUUCCACAUUAGCGACAACAAAGCUCCCGGCCCAGACGGAUAUUCCUCGUGCUUUUUCAAGAAAGCAUGGAACAUUGUGGGUGAUCAAGUUUGCAGGGCCGUCCUGGAUUUCUUUAGGAGUGGGCGGAUGCUACGGCAGCUCAACCACACUAUCAUUGCCCUUGUGCCGAAAUCAGAUCAUUCCACCUCUGUUGCGGAUUACCGGCUGAUUUCGUGCUGCAAUGUGAUCUACAAUGCCAUCACAAAAAUCAUCUCGGACCGGCUAGCGCCUGUUUUGGAGCACCUGAUUGACCGAUGCCAAGCAGCGUUCGUUGGAGGCUGCAAUAUCACUGACAAUAUUUUCUUGGCCCAAGAAAUGGUGCGGCAGUACUCGAGGAAAUGA
Molecule: messenger RNA, 1542 nt
Organism: Sesamum indicum (sesame)
Lineage: Eukaryota; Viridiplantae; Streptophyta; Magnoliopsida; Lamiales; Pedaliaceae
Source: RefSeq, a predicted model, not a curated record